AAGUUGAUGACGCAAAGUGAUGGAGAAUAUGCCAAGUGGUUCAAAAUCUCUGGUCCAAUACGACUGCAUAUAAGGAGUUUCUUUUAUCUUUCAUUUUUCUCUGUAGGAGUUAUUCAGGUUUCGGUUAAAGUCGGCCUCACCGUGUGCGUAAGAUAAUUUAACUCACACGAAAACUGGAACUUCACGAGUUUCCAGGGACGGAAUCAAGCAAAGAGAGAGGGGAGGCAAAGAGCAACUUACCUUAUAAAGAAACAAUUUUUAACAUGACCAUUGCCAGUUGUAACAUUCAAUUACCAUCAUCUUCUUAUUAUUCCUCCUGCUGGUGUAUUUCCCCCUCUACCUUUCCAAAGCCAAAACCAAAACAACUUUCUUUCAACCGUACCACUGCUUCUCUCUCGGAUAUGGAUGCAACAACCAACCCAGGACUAUACCCUUUGCAACGUUGUAAAACACUGCAUCUGGUGAGGCAUGCUCAGGGGAUUCAUAAUGUAGCAGGGGAAAAAGAUCAUGCCGCUUAUUUAUCUGAAGAGCUUUUCGAUGCCCAUCUCACGCCACUUGGCUGGCAGCAGGUUGAUAAUCUGCGCAAGCAUGUUCAAGAAACCGGGCUUUCCAAGAAGAUUGAUUUGGUCAUUGUAUCCCCUUUGCUCAGGACUAUGCAAACUGCAGUGGGAGCCUUUGGUGGUGAAGGGUAUAGGGAUGGGAUAGACAUACCUCCACUGAUGGUGGAAAAUGCAGGGGAAAGUCACCAUCCUGCAAUUUCAAGUCUGAAUUGCCCUCCAUUUGUAGCAGUUGAGCUUUGCCGGGAACAUUUGGGAGUCCAUCCAUGUGAUAGAAGAAAAAGCAUCAACGAGUAUCGGCCUCUCUUUCCUGCAAUUGAUUUUUCUCUGAUAGAAAGCAAUGAGGAUAUUUUGUGGGAAGCUAAUACUAGAGAAAAGAAUGAAGAAGUUGCAGUUAGAGGAAUGAAAUUCUUGAACUGGUUGUGGACGCGAAAAGAGAGGGAAAUUGCAGUUGUUACCCACAGUGGAUUCUUGUACCAUACCUUAAGUGCUUUUGGGAGUGAUUGUCAUCCAGCUGUGAAGAAUGACAUAUGCAAACACUUUGCGAAUUGUGAGCUUCGCUCUGUAGUUAUUGUUGAUAAAAGUAUGAUGGGAUCAGAUCCCGCAACAACUAACUAUCCUGGAAAAAUCCCUAGUGGACUUGAUCUUCCAAGUGAUGUUGCUGAUGAGAAGCAUGCAGAGGAAGGAGUGGCCAAGUAGUUAUUAAUCUGGAGAGACGACCAAUCAGGAAUGAGUUUGAUAUCCAUAUAUGAUUCUUUGCAAGUUUACUGAGAUAAUUGUUACACUACAAAAACAUUAGGUACUUGAAAAUUUUGUAAGCUCUCAGGCUAUGUUAGGCAAUUAUUCAAGUAUAUGUCACAUCAAAAUGCUUUAAACACUUACAAGUGUCAAUUCUUUAUGAUGGACCAUUUGAACCCUUGCAUUCUAUUAUUGUCUUUUGAGAGAGCGUGUUCAGCGUUGCAU
This is a messenger RNA of Theobroma cacao (cacao), 1520 nucleotides long. Its product is annotated as phosphoglycerate mutase-like protein 1. Gene Ontology annotation, cellular component: cytoplasm. Lineage: Eukaryota; Viridiplantae; Streptophyta; Magnoliopsida; Malvales; Malvaceae. The record is from RefSeq and is a predicted model, not a curated record. Gene Ontology annotation, molecular function: phosphatase activity.